Aspergillus homomorphus CBS 101889 is the source of this 714-nucleotide messenger RNA. Its product is annotated as YoaK family protein. Lineage: Eukaryota; Fungi; Ascomycota; Eurotiomycetes; Eurotiales; Aspergillaceae. The annotation marks the transcript as partial. The record is from RefSeq and is a predicted model, not a curated record. The transcript has a single exon.
AAACAAUGGCCGACCUACCUCCGCGAACAAAUCCGCGAAGACCUAGCACUCGAAGCACAACUCCUCCUCCUCUCCUUCGCCAUCGGCAUCCAGGACGCAGCCGCCUGGCGUGACUACGGAUGCUUCGCCUCGAACCAAACAGGCAACAUGCUCUUCCUGGCGAUCGGCGGCGCGGGGCUGGCCACCACCGCAGACUACCGGUUCGACAACCUGGGCCUCAGCCUGGGGUCCUUCGUGGCGGGCGGGCUACUGAUGGGCCAGCUGGGCAACUAUCUCGGGGCGGUGCGCAUGCGUUGGUGGCUGCUGUUCUCCAGCCUGCUGCAGACGGCGAUGGUGUUCGCGGCGGCGGCCAUCACGGCGUACGACACGCCCACCACCGAACAGCGGACGCCCACCGCGCUGGCGACGCUCUUCCUGUUGGCGUUCUCGUCCGGUGCGCAGGUGGCCAUGGGCCGAGCGUUGAAGGUCACGGAUAUCACGACCGCAAUGGCUACGGCGGCGUAUAUUGAUGUGGUGAUUGAUCCGAAAUUGUUCAAGGUCAGGAAUCGGAUGCGGAAUCGUCGGGUUUUGUUUCUGACCAUGUUGACGGCGGGGUGUUUUGCUGGUGCUGCGGUGGAAAAGGUCGCUGGGUCAUGUAUUACGCUUAUUAUGUGUGGGUGUUGCAAGGUUGUGGUUAUGGUUGGGUUCUUCUUUACGCCGAAGAUUAAGGAGCAG